Haliotis rubra (blacklip abalone) is the source of this 2003-nucleotide messenger RNA. RefSeq lists its product as uncharacterized. Lineage: Eukaryota; Metazoa; Mollusca; Gastropoda; Lepetellida; Haliotidae. The coding region runs from base 41 to 1960 and encodes 639 amino acids. The record is from RefSeq and is a predicted model, not a curated record. The transcript is spliced from 9 exons.
AUUAAUAGAGACGCAUUUAGAUAUAUUUGAAAAGUACAACAUGGUGCUACAGAAAAUCAUAUUGUUUUUGUUGAUUCCAAUCGUUACAAGCGAUGGGCUUCCAUUUGACCUACAGUCGCUGCAAAUGGCGAUUGACACCUUGACGUUGCAGGUUAUGGAACUUCAAGUACCGAAAACAAGGCACUUCUUUCCUCCAUUUAGAUGGGAUGAAGAACAAGGAAUGUGGCCAAGUGAUGUCAAGCUAAACUUCCACGGUUACCCAGAAAAUGCAUUGUUCAGAGACCUUUUCGGGAUAUUCGACAACAAUAUGUUCGCGACCACCUACAUUAUGGCUUGCCUGAUUGAAGGACGGCGGUAUAUCAACAGCACCACGUAUGGACCGACACAUGAAGAAAUGACCAAUGGUUUAAAUGCCAUUAAAAACCAUCAUGAUAUGAACGUGAACUAUUCCAACUCACUGAUGACCUUCUGGCCUCAGACAUACAACGAUACUCUUGGAGCUUACAACAGUUACCCAGUCAACCUCAAUGACCUCAUCAGAAUGACUGACGCCAUGCCACUGAAUGCAACGUAUGCGUUUCUCGAGAAGCUGGGUCUAAAAAAUGUUGAGGGGAUCAUCAAAGUCUUAAUGGAAAUCAGACGCGGUUACACACAGGCGUUUCACAUCCCCCCGGACUUCGAUGACAGCUUCCUGAACAUUGGUCUUGGUUCCAUCUUGUCAGAGAUGUCCCACCUGUACCCGACCUACGACAAGAUGUGGAGAGGCCACAACACCAAUCUCACGUCUGUGUUCGACGCCCUUAAGCACUACGCCUACAGGCCGUUCUCUGGGAACCAAAGGGUAAACACCAUCGACCCCAGGACGUACUACUACUUGCGACAGUGGUUGCAGCAGGAGAAACAGGCCGGACACGAUGUAGCCUUAGUGCCGACAUGGAUCCAGGACACUGACGAGGUACGCAUUUGGUUCGACAAGGGAGUCAUGAUGCCGUUUAACGUCAACAACAUUGACGUCACUGUGUGUGCCAACUUCAUAUUUGGUGUCACCAAUGGAAUCAUUAAUGGGCUCUUUCAACCAUCGCUGUUGGAUGAUCCCGAAAUAAUGCAAAUCUAUAAUGAUACAUCUCGGAUGAUCACUUUCCAAGUCCAGACCAACUUCUCUGACCGAGCAGACCUGGCGUUGACGUACUACCCCUCUGUCACUGAGUUCUACUGGUUUGUGGCCAGGACGUACAACAAACUCCAGGAAACCCUGGACAGGACAGGAUCGCUGCCUCACAAGGGAAUGGAACAGGUGCUUGUGGAGUUCAAGCGUGUACUGAGAACAUACGCUAGCCCCAGGGUUGUGGCUCAAGGCCACUCAGGUUCUCAUGACGGCUAUGACGUCAUCUACUAUGACGACUUCAUUGGCAAUGCAGACAAAACAUAUGAAAAUCAAAGUGUGAACAACGCAGAGGACCGUAUAUUCACGACCUCCAUGGCCCUGAACGCCCUACUGACCACCUGGACAACACAAGACCAGAAUAGCGAGAAGGUCAUCUGGGAUAAAGAUACACCUGCUGAUGUAAAGACUACAGUUGAAAGAAUCGUCACCUGGUUGUAUUAUUUCGGUUUGUUUGCUGGGUUCGAACCGUGGAAUGCAUUUUUCUCCGGCUCCUACAAGGGAGUUACAACGGAAUCAUUUCUGUAUCCGAUGAACCGACUGGAACUGUUCAACGGCACAAGAGUCAACACCACUCUUCAUGCCAAUGGUCAUAUCAUUAUGGGAGUUGAAGACGUCAUACCAGAAGAGGAAUACCAAGAAAAGAUGAAGCAUAUCUGGGGUCGCUACCACACACCAACCGUCUUUCACGGCUACAACGCCAACGCCGAGUUCUUCCCCUUCUGGUCCUCGGACGCCUACACCUACGUCAUCCAGAUGCUGGGACUAGGGAAGUACGCGAGGACGAUGGAUUAUUAGUGUAUGGAAUGUACAGUCUGAUUGAUUAAAUAUUGCAACUGGU